AUGCCGCUUCCGCGGACUCAGGAAGAAUGCACCCCGCCCGCCGCAAGUCACGACGUCUCACACACCGGGAUCUCGAACAUCUCCGGCGACACCAAGGUAUCGGAUAGCCACCAGGGAGGUGAGCACGGGAGCUCCGAUUGUGUUGAUUCCAUGGCUACACCAGGGUUUCAUGAUGGAACCAUUUGCCGCGCCAAUGCUAGAAGCCCUUCCAAAAGCACAGGCGACCGGACCAUUUCUACUCAGAUGAUGCUAUGUGGGCCCAUCCGAGCCAAUCUAGGCUACGUGUUCUUUGACAGAAAAGACAAGUACCACGCCUACCUCUACUUCGUACGGUCGGUGGCCUUGAUUAUCCCAGCAUGCGGGACAGGUCUCCGGAAUGGCUACCAACAAGUUGCGCAGCUGGCAUUGUCCUCGCCUGUCCUUUUGGAUACCCUCAUAUCAGUCUCGUCCGUCUACAUGCACCUGCAUGGCCUUGUGCCUCAGUCUGUUGCUCUGCGUCGGCAGUGCAAGGCUCUGGCGUCCCUACGCAACAGUGUUGACAGCUUGACUAUGCAGGCAGAAAUCAGCCCUCAUGAUCUCUCGCGGCUUCGGAGAGACCUGCUGGCGACAAUACUGCUACAGAUUACCGUCGAGAUCGCGAAUGGGACAAGCGUCAUACAAACACAUGUUGGGUACGCCUUCCAGCUCUUCCAGAGUCUCAAAUACGACAAGCAAAAGCCUACAUCAUCAGUAGGUGUAGCGCUGGUACAACGAAUGGCUUUCAUCGAUGUUCUGAGCUCCGUGUUCUGGAGCCGGCGGCCUCUGCUGUCUCUAGAAUUCUGGCUCUCUGGCGAGGAGGAGGAUUACCUGGUGGAUGAGAAAACUCCAAGCUUCCAAGAGACUACCGGCUGUUCUCUGUCGAUCAUGUCAAGCAUGGCCACGAUCUCCCACAUGGCGGCCGACCUUGACAACGGCAUGAAUGAAGAUGGCGUGGUUUCUUCCGCUCUUCAACUGGAGAGCACUUUGACCAGCUCGUCGCAAAAGCUAUCUGAUACCCCUCUACCCACGACACCGCACCCCAACGACUUUCAGUACCUCAACACCGUGUGCGAGUGUCACCUGUUGAGUGCUUUGAUACUACUGCAACGACGUCUGCUCAGAGACUCGCGGGCCGCCGUCCGUGUUCAGUUCUACCUCGCGAGACUGAUCGAUCUCAUCGAAUGUCUUCCUCUCGGAUGCGGGCCAGAUAGCCAGCUCUCGCUCCCCCUUUAUGUGGCGGCCCAUGUUGCCAUCACCCACCAGCAGCGUGAUCGUCUGCGAAGCAAGAGCUCGAGCUUGUGCGGCAUCUAUCCACUCAAAACACGCGAAGCUUUAACAGCAGCGUUUGAUAAGAUGUGGACUGUCUCCGAUUCCUCAACGGCCACUGGAGGCUCCGGUGGUUUGAACGAUUCGGACCCCAUGAAAGAAAAUGCUCUGUUUAUUUGUUAA
Saxophila tyrrhenica is the source of this 1467-nucleotide messenger RNA. RefSeq lists its product as uncharacterized. Lineage: Eukaryota; Fungi; Ascomycota; Dothideomycetes; Mycosphaerellales; Extremaceae. The record is from RefSeq and is a predicted model, not a curated record. The transcript is spliced from 2 exons. The coding region runs from base 1 to 1467 and encodes 488 amino acids.